CACUGGCUUGAGGGGGAAAGACAGAUCGAUAACUAAAUCAUGAUUGCAUCGCUCUACAUACGUAUGUAUCACUCUAGCAUAGGAGUGACUUAUGGUCUCACUUUAGAAUUCGCCACCGAGAACAACAACCCCCUGCAUGUCAAUGGAUGGCAACAUUCUCUUCCCGCCAAACCGCCAGCGGCUAAGUGAAGGCAUCGUCCGUCAGGUCGUGCAACGCACCAAGCCACAGUCACUGGACCUCUUCGCCGUCGCGGCUAGUGGCAGCAGCUCCAUGCACCAGGUCGACGACACGAGACAUUUCCCGAUGAACGAGGCCGAGAUGAAGCGUGUUGCUGCUGAGAUUGAGCUUUGUCGUCAACGCAACCGGAUGCACCAGGCCAAGCACAAGAUGAAGCAGCAGAAGAAAGUACUGGACCUUGAAAUUGGAAUUCGCCAGCUUCGAGACGAAAUCCAGCACCUUAAACUCCAGAAGGAGGUCAUUUCGGCCGGCGUGUCGACCAACAUGACAGUCUGGAGCGUCGCGGCCGAGUACUUCCGUCUUUUUAAGAACGGGUACAAGGGGCCUAUGGCCACACUGCAUCCUUCCAACGUGGGAUCCCAGAAUGUAUCUCUUCAGCGACGUGAGACAUUCGUGCAGCGGGAUUUCUUCAUCGCAACAAUGUGUGAGAAUGUGGCAGGGGAUACUGGUUUUGGCGUGCCGAGUUUACUAGAGGACUGGAGGCAACUGUCGAUGUACCAUGAAGAUAUGGAAAUCGAGCUUGUGCGCCUUGAUGUCGGACCUGAUGAUAAUCUCAUUGCCACGGUUAGGAGUGCUACGACCAUGAGUGAAAAGGCAUUGCGCCAUGGAUUCCCUCACUUGUUCGAAAACGGGCAGUGGACACGACUAGGGGCUAGAUUGCUGGGUCAGCGCAUGGUGAUGCAUGGAGUUGUCAGCUUUAUCUGGGAUGCGGAAAAGGGUCGUGUGUCCAGUAUGCAGUACUCGGUAGACAUGCUGACACCGAUGAUGCAGUUGUUUGAUAACUUGGAGGACUUAGCUCGCGUGUUUGACCGUGCCCAUGUCACACCUGAUAGCAGACUGGUAGCAGCCGAUUAACUUUAAGGCCGUGCACUUCAUUCGUUUUAUCUUUUGAAGAGUUUCUGUUCUCUGAAAUUUAUUUCUUUUAGAUUUCAGAGUUAAGAAGGGAUCCGAUUCGAGGUAUUAUUCUGUCAGCUAUUAAAGUCCUGUCUAAAGCGAUGCCGAUUAGAAAUAUAGGCAUAAAUACUAUAAGUAAUAUAAACCUCUG
Molecule: messenger RNA, 1283 nt
Organism: Phytophthora nicotianae INRA-310
Lineage: Eukaryota; Oomycota; Peronosporomycetes; Peronosporales; Peronosporaceae
Exons: 1
Coding region: 137-1093 (318 amino acids)
Source: RefSeq, a predicted model, not a curated record